Molecule: messenger RNA, 1541 nt
Organism: Blastomyces gilchristii SLH14081
Lineage: Eukaryota; Fungi; Ascomycota; Eurotiomycetes; Onygenales; Ajellomycetaceae
Product: acetyltransferase
Exons: 1
Coding region: 136-795 (219 amino acids)
Molecular function (GO): acyltransferase activity, transferring groups other than amino-acyl groups
Source: RefSeq, a predicted model, not a curated record
AGAAAAUAGCCCAGAUAUACAUAAUUGCCAACAAUUGCAGUCCCAACGCCAGGGACUAGCUAGAUCUUCCAAAUAUUUCCUCCCAAAGCAUAUAUAGCUGGGGAUUGUAGACUACCUACUACAUAUGUACAGUACAUGUAUCUAAGUAGGCUAGAUAUAUAUACAACCAUGCCCCCCACCCUAACAAUCCACGACCUCAACUCCCUCACGCAAAGGACCCUCGCCCUCGAAAUCCUCUCCCAAAUCAACCACAUAGAGCGCAAAACCUUCCCCGCCUCCGAAGCCUUCGAUUUCUCCGACCAAUCCCUCUAUCGCCGGAAGCCGAAUACUCACAUCUUAUACGCGACCGCCGCCGCGGAUGGCGAUACGGCCAGGUCGACCUCCAUAUCCGUGUCUGUAUCCUCAAAAAUACUCAAGGAGCGAUCACCCGCGCCCACAACCACGACUCCCACACCGCAAACGCAGCCUCCAGCCCCAAUAAUAGCCUACGCCCUCUACGUACGCCAAAAGAGCACCGCCCUCCUGCACAAGGUCUGCGUGGCAGAACCCUUCCGCGGCCAGGGUGUCGGCCGGCAGCUGCUCACGUAUGUGAUUGAGCAGUCGCUGUGUCCGCAGCGAGGGGGCGGGAGGGGGUGUGUGGCUGUGCAGCUGUGGGUUGAUGAGAAGCGGGCGGUGGCGAGGGCGUUGUAUGCGGGCUGUGGGUUUGUGGAGGUGGAAGGGGUGGAGGAUUAUUAUGGGCCUGGGAGGAAGGGGUUGAGGAUGGUGUUGGAGUUGGGGCUGGGGAUGGAGGGAUGACGGGGAGAGGUGAAUUUUUAUGUCUGUGAAAAAGAGGAGGAAACAGUAUUGGAAUAGUGGAUUGUGGCUAGGGAUGGGAUGUUGCGGGGUGGGCUUUACAAGGACUCGCUGUGCAGAUGUGCAGCUCUACAGCGACCAGCGACCAGUUCCGUAACCUAUCGAACUGUACGCAUCACACCACCUACCUACCACAUUUCGCAACCCGUUCGCAGUGUCGGGAGCCCGAUAAUGAGGGCAUGGGAUAUCAUCAACAUGUACUGUACAUGUACUGUACAAAGCUGAUAUCCGUUGCCUCCAAUCAGCCCACGCCCACCAUCUAUAGGUAGCUACUCAGCAGGGUUUUUGGGAAACAUACAUAGCUCGAAGCGCUGAAGGAAUAUUCUCUUCCAAUAGUAAAAGGGAAUUAAUUUGCCCGGCAAAUAUCUCAAGCAGAGCAGCGCUGGAUUAAUGAGACAAGAAGGAAGAAAGUCGAGGUUUUUUUCCUCUUUUGGAGGGGAAGGGGAUGAUGUACCGACAGGAGAGGGCCAACAUAUGGCAUGCGUGCACAGUACUUUAUCAAACCCAUGGCUGUCUUCAAAACGAAGUUGGGGGGGGUGUAAUUGUAUUUGAGAUUGACGAGAGAGAUACGAUAAUAAAAGAGGGUUUUGAGUAUCUAUACUAACAACAUCAAAAUUCUUUUCCGUGUGAUAUCAGUACGAAGCCACAGCUUUACCACAGGUUACACGUCACCGCGUAAGUGCUAGUAA